AGCUUUUGGGUGCUGUGAGGAAGAGCUGGAGGAGGCUGGUGCAUCCCUAGAGACAUGGUAAGCAAUGCCCCCCUCCAUGAAUCUGCAGUGGGUCAGUCCUCUCCUUUAGCGCCAUGCAAUUCAUCCCCACUCGAGUAAUCCCUCCCCUGCCCCGACCUAUGUACCACGCAAGCAACUCUUCUCCUUUAGACUCCUGCAAUUCAUUCCCACCCGGGGCAGUAGCCCGAGUAAUCCCUCCCCUGCCCCGACCUAUGUACCACGCAAGCAACUCUUCUCCUUUAGACUCCUGCAAUUCAUUCCCACCCAGCAGAAGUUGCCAUCUCUACUCCACCCCCACGCAUCAUACCGUGGGUCAUUCCCUUCCUCGAGCAUCGUACGGUUCAUUUAACCUGGGGCAGCGGUGAUGGAGGGGUAUAUUGUGUCGACUGGACUGGACUGGACCAUCCUCCCCUCCCAAGACGGGGAGAAAAUGUUUUUUGGGAGCAGCCCCGUGCAUUCGAGCUGCCCUGUGCACCUGGAGAAGUUCCCCUUGGCUCAGCGCCUCAGGCUGGUUGACAGGAGGCUACAGGACGUGGCCAUACACCUGGAUGAAGUUCUGAUGUCGCCGAGUGUGUCGACAUCUGUGAUGAGCCAGUUCUCCUACUCCUCUAGGGAAUCCACCACCUCUGCCCUCUGGAGUCCCAGCUCCUUUCCCCUGAGAGAAGCCUCCGUGACUUGGUCAGAGCCCCUCUGCCACACAAGGGAGAUCAUGACUGUCACAAGCUGGGAAGGAUCCACUCAUCCCAUCCAAGCCCAGCCUCUCCCCAGGCCUCCUGCCCACAGCAGACGAGACCGGCGAGAGCAGAACAUAGGUCUGGACCAGAUGUCAGCCCAUGGCUUAGACUUCAACAUCCGACAGAAGCAUCUGCAGAGCCAACUGGGGGCACCACAAACCCCCAUCCCGGGAGAACCAUUGCUGAGUGAGCAGGACACCAAGCAGCAAUGGGAAUUCAACACAGAUCGGCCCAAAUGUGGAUUUCCAGCAAAGGUCCCAAAGCCCCUCAGAUCCGACACCAGGCCUCAGCAUGCACAGGAGAUCCAAGAGCCAUGGGUCUGCCCCUGGGGACCCCUGCCCCAAAAGGCCCACAGGAUUAUGGCAUCCCCUGAUGCCAUCCUGGCCAGGUUUGUGCCCAUGGCGGGGGUCAAACUGCAGGAUCACGUGGCUCAGAAAUGCUGGCAGAUCCAAACGAAGGCUUUUCCUAAGGUCGUGAGAGAGUCGCACAGAGAUGCUCCCCUCCAGACAGAGACUGCCCUGCCUGGGCCACUCCGCCCCCCUAGGGAGCCAGGCAGGCACAGGACAGCGGCAUUCCCAACAAUGGGACAACAGCCUGCCCACCCCAUCGAACUCCACAUAAGGCGUGAGCAUCUCAUCAUGCAGAGGGGGCUGCUCACCCUUGAUCCAGAGCCCCCGGCAAAGCUGCCUCACGCCGGCCAAGCCAGGGGAGCCAGUGUGGAGUUCAGUGAGAUGGAGACCGAUUUCCUGCAGACAGGGAGGCAAAGCACAAGCUCCUCUUCUUGCACACGUCCUCCAACGCCAGUGGAAGAUACCACCAUAGAGACCGGCAGGAAUGAUAGCGCGGCAGGAAACCAGACUAACCCAGAUCGCUGCACUCUGCCAGCAGGGAUGGAUCUGAUAUCGCCACCUCCAGGAACCACAAUAGCAGAGAAGACACUCGAAGCGACACUCCAGAUUUAUAGGAGCGAGUUGAGAAAGCCCCUUACCAGUGUGCGUGACAGCAAAGGGACUGAAGAGAAGCUGGAGCUGCACAUGGAGAGGAAGCAGUGCUGUCCCACCUCGGGCGCGAAAAGCUUUCUGAAGAUUGUGAGGGUCGCGGUCAGGAUGUGCCAGCUCAACGCGCCAUGA
This is a messenger RNA of Mauremys reevesii (Reeves's turtle), 1903 nucleotides long. RefSeq lists its product as uncharacterized. The transcript is spliced from 4 exons. The coding region runs from base 404 to 1903 and encodes 499 amino acids. NCBI's taxonomy places the organism in Eukaryota, Metazoa, Chordata, Testudines, Geoemydidae. The record is from RefSeq and is a predicted model, not a curated record.